Messenger RNA from Miscanthus lutarioriparius, 384 nucleotides. NCBI's taxonomy places the organism in Eukaryota, Viridiplantae, Streptophyta, Magnoliopsida, Poales, Poaceae. The record is from the annotation of a GenBank genome assembly.
AUGGUGGCGUACAAGGCGCCCGAGGGCAUCGCGCCGCAAGGGAAGCCGUCCAAGAAGAGCGACGUGUGGAGCCUGGGGAUCCUCAUCCUGGAGAUACUCACGGGCAAGUUCUCGGCGAACUACCUCCGGCAGGGGCGGCAGGGCAACGCCGACCUGGCUGGGUGGGUGCAGUCGGUCGUCACGGAGGAGCGCACCGGCGAGGUGUUCGACAAGGACAUCAUGGGGGCCAGGGGCUGCGAGGCCGACAUGGUGAAGCUGCUCCAGGUCGGCCUGGCCUGCUGCGACGCCGACGUCGACCGGAGGUGGGACCUCAAGAUGGUCAUCGCGCGCAUCGACGAGAUCCGGGAGCCCGCCGCCGCCGCCUCCGACUCGUCAUCGUCCUAG